Etheostoma spectabile (orangethroat darter) is the source of this 2747-nucleotide messenger RNA. Its product is annotated as GTPase IMAP family member 6. Gene Ontology annotation, molecular function: GTP binding. The transcript has 6 exons. NCBI's taxonomy places the organism in Eukaryota, Metazoa, Chordata, Actinopteri, Perciformes, Percidae. The record is from RefSeq and is a predicted model, not a curated record. Bases 353 to 1801 code for a protein of 482 amino acids.
AACUCCAGUUUUCCCAAUCAUUACAAUCCUCAGUGGAGGACCUGCAAAUAGAAAUACAGUAUAUUUAACAUAGUAAAACCCCUAUGCAAUAGGCUGAAAGGAGCUCAACAGGCUGAAAUGUCUUACCUGCAGGGAUUGAGGAGUAGAUACCCAUCCUUCUCCUUCUUGUUCUUUUUAGAAAAUGAACAGAUACCAAGCUCACAGAAUGUUUCUUAUUGAAGCCUUUUUUUGACGCUCCACCCAUGAAUGUAUCCACCUAUAUCAGUCAGUGGUUCAGUCUGACAGACUUUAAACCUGGUCCAGAGACUCGAGUGAAACCUGCCGGCUGUCUGUUUUCUGCUCAGCAGAUGAAAUGGAUUCUAACAAAUUACCACCACGUAACAAAUUACCACCACCAUAUCAGCACACUGUUGCUUUGUUUGGAAAAAGCAUUGAGUUCAGAAACUUCAUUGGAAAGAAGAUCCUCAAUGAUGAUCGUGUUUUUGUCCAAAUGUCAAAAACCUUUGUCGUGGAAACAAAUGACUCAUUCAAAAUCAUAAAUACCCCUGAUUUCUUUGAUGAAGAAUGUCUGUACCCGGACCAGAUGGCGAUAGACUUCAUGGCGUUGUCUCAUCCUGGCCUUGGUCUGGUCAUACUGGCCAUCGAGUCAGAAAACAGCCAAGAAGAAGAAGUCGACGCCCAAAUCAGGAAACUGAAAGAUACCUUUGGAGAGCAAAUCACGACACACCUGGUCAUCAUGUUACCGGAGAAUUCUAGUUUGGAAUCAAUAUAUCAUCUGAAGCAAAGUUUCAACAUUUGGUGUGCAAACCCAAAUCUGCCCAGUGAAUGUAAGAAGUGGUGUUCUGAACGCCAGCGAUUCCGGUACAACUUCAAAAACUACAGUGAAGACGUCGUGAUAAGAAGAAAAACAGACUUAGAGAAGAUAAGAUAUGAUGGCAUUCCUCUGUAUCCCCUUAAAAGAGCAGGAUCCAACCCCAUGACACCGUCCACCUCACAACCUGCAAGAGCAGAACCUGAACAGCCUGAUGCCUCUGCUCCACCUGCUCAAGAAGCAGCACCUGAACAUCACAAUGGAUCCAACCCCAUGACACCGUCCACCUCACAACAAACAAGAGCAGAACCUGAAGAGCCCGAUGCCUCUGCUCCACCUGCUCAAGAAGCAGCACCCGAACAUUACAAUGGUAUCAGUGCCUGGGAACAGCAGGACAACAUGUUUAACAUUGUUAUGCUAGGACUGACGGGGACUGGAAAGAGUGCAUCCGCUAACACCAUCCUGGCUGCUGGGAACUCAAAAAAACACUUUCUAUCUAAGUCAAGCUCCUUGCCGGUCACCACCCAGUGUGAGGAAAAAAUAGUGAAGAGGCUCUGCGGGACGCAGGUGAGAGUGGUUGACACCCCGGACUUCUUAAACGACCAACUGAACAUCUCCCAGGGACAGGUAGAGGAGUGUAAGAGGUACUGCCAGCCAGGUCGGUGCGUGGUCUUACUCGUGUUACAGCUGAGCCGGUUUACAGAUGGUGAGAUAGGAAUAUUAGAAAAGCUGGAAAAAAAGCUUGACUGGAAGAUCAGGGAGAGCACAAUCGUCCUGCUGACACACAAGGAGGACCUGGAAGGAGGUCUGGAUGAGUAUAUCAAUGCGCAUGACGGCCUCAAGAGCAUUGUUGAUAUGUGUGGCAAACGUGUUCAUCUUUUUAAUAAUACCUCACACGAUACUAAGCAAGUCACAGAGCUCAUCAAGAAAAUUCCAAACUAUGAAAAUAUUUUCCCAAAGUUUACAGAAAAACAGUGUUGUGUCUGUUAGCUGGGCUACACACGCUGAUCAGUGCACUCCAAAUGGGCAAAUGACGUAAAACGAGUAUUCUGUGGAUUAACACAGCAUCAUCUGACGCAAAAUAGACAAAAUGUUUACAAUUGUUGCAGAACCAUUGAUAACUUUUGAAGUCCAUACGUUACCCACAAUGCAACUCUCCCGCCCACAGUUCAGCCAAUUCAGAUGCGCUGUGCUAGUAGCGGCUAAUGUAGCCUAGACCCACUAGCCUCAAGCAGAGAGGAGGAGUGGGCUAUCAUUUUUUCAUUUAUCAUUUAAAGUCUUCAGCCCUAAAGAUAAUUUAUCUCUUGCUGUAGAAACUAAAGGCAACUUUUAGGCAAUUACUCCCCAAGACCUGUUAACAGAUGUUCUUCUUUGAUUUCAAGUGCAUAUUUUAAAGUUGUGUUCUCUACUGCCCACUAUUUUAUCAUAAUUAUUAUGCUAUCUUUUUCAUCAGAGUACUUUUAUGUGUUGUUUGUGUUUGAUUUUAAAUCAACGUAUAUCACAUUACACAUACCAAUGCGUGAGCGAGCCUCUGCCUCCUGGGGAUGGUGGAGGAUGUUGUUACUGUUGCUACUGCUACUGGUGGGUAACUUGCAUCUGUUAUUGUAGAAAUUGUAGAAAUUAUAAAUGCAUUUGUAAAAAUGCCAUGAAUGUAUGACAAAAACUGGAUGCAGGAUUCCAACAUGGUCUUUAGCUAAGUUCUAAGAAGUAGAUUCCAGUCCAGAAAAGUCCAGAAAAUGUGUGUGUCCUGAUCACGGCCCUGAUGAAAGACGUGCUCGUCAGAUGCUCGUCACACCGUGCUGACGUACUGUACUGUGCCAUGAAGUCCAUCCUCCCAUCUGUAUAGGUACUUGCAUGGUAAGAUAAUGACUUCAGGUUCCUCUGCAGAGUAAACUCAGGGUCUUUUGUUUGAAUAAAGAUCUUAAUUAUAGAACCA